Molecule: messenger RNA, 449 nt
Organism: Bursaphelenchus xylophilus (pine wood nematode)
Lineage: Eukaryota; Metazoa; Nematoda; Chromadorea; Rhabditida; Aphelenchoididae
Source: the annotation of a GenBank genome assembly
AUGUCUGAGGGGGUUCGGAAGGAGGUGAAGUUGCGGCGACGAUCUUCUUCUGCCCAUCCACUUGGCCAAGGAUCCAAAGUCCGCCCAAGACUACGCAAAGAUACUUUUAUUAAACCGAGAUAUUACGCUAAAGGUAUAGUCAUCUAUUUUUAUAAAAAUAAUGAUUUUGAAGUUUGUAUGUAGACUAUUGUUACAUGAUUCAUUAACUUUUGAGACAUUGGUCAUUCCUUUGUUCACGAUAGUUUUGUUCAUUUCCGAUACCGAUGUAAGAACCCUGUCUCUUUUCAGACCGCAGCUCUCCACCUUCCAGAUCUGAUGUUAUACCCGAACUCCCCCCUUCUCGGCCGCCGCCUACUCCCAUUUUUGUGUCCAUCCGACCGGUCGUUUAUCUGCUGCCGCCUCCCAUUCCCCAAUAUAAAGUGCAAGUAAUUCGUAUUGACAUUCAAUAA